GGCUCACCGCGCCAGUAGGACUAUUCCAUUCUUCUCCUUAAGUUCCAAUCUGACAGUUAUAAAACCUCUCCUCUAAUAUUCCUCACCAUUUUGCUCCACACUAAUCAUCCUUCUCUACAAAACAUUCUAUUAUAAUACAAUUUUCUCCAUAUACAUUUUCAAAUCGACAGUCACAUAAGAUCGAUAGUCGUGCGUAUCGCGAACUCGAACUUGAAAUCGAAAUCGAUAUCGUAUAGGUUAACAGUAGUAGAUCGAAGGGUUUUCACACGAUCAGGAUGCCAGCAGACGCUGAGCUCAGUAAUCUGCUUAGCAGGAGGCAAAGGAUCAACGAGGAGCUGGAGGAAGGAAAAGAAGUGAAAAAGCAAUACAAAUUCGUGAACGUUUAUACGGAGUUCCAUGAGCUGUCCCGUCGCGAGAUCAAGCAGUAUGAGCAGACCUUCAACAGGUUCGACGCGGGUCACGAUGGAUUCUUGGAUUUAUCCGAGUUGAAACGCAUGAUGGAAGUUUUAGGAGCGCCGCAGACCCACCUGGGUUUGAAGGCAAUGAUACAGGAAGUGGACGAGGAUGGCGAUGGACGGAUUUCCUUCCGCGAGUUUCUGCUAAUCUACCGCAAAGCACGUGCUGGUGAAUUAGAACAGGAUUCUGGGUUAGGCCAGCUUGCACGUCUUACAGAGGUCGACGUAGACGAAGUAGGAGUAACAGGGGCUAAACACUUCUUCGAGGCCAAGAUCGAGCAACUACGGAAGGCAAGCAAAUUCGAGGAUGAGAUCCGCAUGGAGCAAGAGGAACGAAAACGGGAAGAGGAGGAAAAAGCGGCGAGACGAGCGCAAUUCAGGCAGAAGGCGGCUCUGUUUGGCAAUUGAAAGGGAAAUUCGUGAAUCGAAAGUGUGCUCCUUCUGUACCUUAGCGGAAUUAUAAACGAUUACUCGAUUAAAUUCGAUUCACUCUAGUUUCGUAUAGAAAUUCGCCGACCAACAUAAUUGCGUAGAUCGACUAUGGUUUUGCAAUUGUGUGGCGUUGAAAUCGGCAAAAAAGUUUUUUACUCUUAUUUCAAAACUCUGAAUAAAAAAAUAUGAUAAGUCGUAUUAUAUGGUUUUUACACGGAAGCUAUUUUAAAACUUGUUAUAUCGCCAGUUAAUACUUCUUCAUUUUAUUUUAGAAUUAAGUGUGUAUUUUUGACAUCCUCUUGAGUAUUUAAGAAAUAUUAAAAACAUUAAUUAUGCAGACUAGUAAUAAUGAAAGCUAGUUAAAUUAACAUUAUCUCUCUUUUACAGAAUAUUAUCGAUUAAUCACUUAUUUUCAAAAGACUUAUAACUAUUAAGUUAUUCUUCUUCUCUCAACUGUCUAAUAUUAAAAUACCUCGUUUUAGUUAUCGAGUGGUAUAAAAGUCAGAAAAUGAAUAAAAAUAGACUUAUCAUAUUUUUGUAGUCUCUGUCUGUUUUAAGUUUUUGGAGGAUUUUUAAUCAACUGAUAUAGCGAUGCUAUUUUUGAGUCAAUUUUAACGUUUGCACAUCGCCAAUACCAAUAAUCACACUUAUGUUUCACUAAAAAAAUUUCGAAACAACCCUUAUAAGAGUCAGAAUUGUAGAGAUUAAUAUGAAAUUUGGAAAUGAAAUUCAUUUAGCGAUGUUGUAGCAUCAAAUUUUAGAAAAUGAAAUAUUAAAUAUGAAUCGUCCUCGAAUGGUUUGACACUGUGUUAAAGCUUCGAAUUCUGGAGAUGACUUUUUAAUUAUUUUACUAUGUACGAGAAGUAUUAGCUGUGAAAAUUAAAAACACUCGUUAUAGGUAUGAUUUACAUUUUAUACUCAAAAUACCACGCACUUGAAAUCGUUAAAUAAAUUAGGAAGAUCAAAGGAAAUGCUUUUAUUGGAAAGUUUGUUAGGUUUGAUCAGUUUAGACUAUCCUCGAUAAAGCGGGCUAUAAAUGAUUUUUAACGAAUGCACGACUGAUAUUGGUAUAAGUAUAACGAAAUAUUAUAUGUAUAUGUAUGUACAUUAAUUUAUAUGAUAAUUUGAUCUUAUGUGAAGUUAAGACACUCUUCGAGAAAGAAACAUUUCGCAACAUGCGUUUGAUCGAGAAAUCUCUUUUGAUUCUUUUGAAAUCUACGACGUAAUUUUGUGGAAAAUUUUAUGAAAUAUUUUACUCGUGAGAUUUCAAACUAUCCAUAUAUUUCUACGAAUAUUUAGCUUAGUCGAAAUAUCAAAGAGAGAAAAGUUUUUAUCGAUCUCAGUGGUCUUAAUAAUUAUGCAGUAGUAUAUACUUUCAUAAUAUUUUGUUUCAAAUUGAUCAAAAAUAUAAGACGAUUCCAAAUUAUUUUUAUACGAUUUUUAUAGAUGUGUUUCAGAAACAAAUUAUUGAGAUCAUGUAUAAUUGUUGCGAUCUGUACAUACGAAGUAUAUAGUUUAAAUAAGUUUGUAAAAUUAUAAAUUGUAAAUAAACUUUUUGUUCUAAUAAA
This is a messenger RNA of Bombus pascuorum, 2455 nucleotides long. RefSeq names its product EF-hand domain-containing protein D2 homolog (gene Swip-1). The coding region runs from base 276 to 863 and encodes 195 amino acids. Gene Ontology annotation, molecular function: calcium ion binding. Lineage: Eukaryota; Metazoa; Arthropoda; Insecta; Hymenoptera; Apidae. The transcript is spliced from 4 exons. The record is from RefSeq and is a predicted model, not a curated record.